AUGAUAGGCUCCUCCAAUGCCGAGAAGACUGACAUGGCGAUGGAACUCCAGGCCGCCCUCACCAAGGCAAAGCUCGAUGCCAGGUCCGCUCUCCGGGUGCAGGCCGUCGACAUCUCUAGCAUCAAACUCCUCGUCCCCAUCACUCUCGAUCUCCAGGUGGGCAACUAUGCCCAAUGGCAUGGCUUGUUCGAGGUCACCCUCGAGAAGUUUUCCCUCGAUGAUCAUGUCCAUGCACCCUCCUCUUCGUCUCUGGACGCGCAAUGGCUUCGUCUCAACGCCUUCGUCUGUUCUUGGUUGUACGUUGUUGUCUCCAUCGAUCUCCUUGCCAUGGUGAUGGACUCGGCGGCCACAUCACGUGACAUUUGGUCACGCAUCGAAGGCUUAUACCGCGACAACACCGACACUAGGGUCAUCUACCUCAAGCAAGAGUUCCACAAGCUCAUGCAAGGUUUGAUGUUUGUAGCUGAUUAUUGCCGCAAACAGAAGACCCUCGCCGAUGAACUCACCGUCAUGGGCACACCAAUUGUCGACAAAAGCCUCAUCCUCAACACUCUCCAUGGCUUGAACCAGCGUUUCGCUCAUAUGCGCAUGCUGCUAUCUAUGCAGCUUCUUCUGCCGACCUUCCUCGUUGUGCACUUAGCACUUCUGCUUGAGGAACUCAUGAUGAGCACAAAGGACUCCGCACCUUCAGCUCCAAAACCUCCUCCAAUAACUCUUCCUAAGACACCGACGACGGUUCCUCCUAUGGCCACACCAACAGCAAUGGCGCCUCCAACAAUUGGCAACACAACGGUAGCUCCUCUUCCAACAACUAUCAUCGCAACUCCAGACGGUGGCUCACGCAACACCACACUACCCGGUGGCCAAGGACAUGCCUCCUAA
Messenger RNA from Phragmites australis (common reed), 882 nucleotides. RefSeq lists its product as uncharacterized. NCBI's taxonomy places the organism in Eukaryota, Viridiplantae, Streptophyta, Magnoliopsida, Poales, Poaceae. The transcript has a single exon. The coding region runs from base 1 to 882 and encodes 293 amino acids. The record is from RefSeq and is a predicted model, not a curated record.